GUGCUGGGGGGCAAAAAGAAUUUUCUAAUCCGUCACCAUUGUGCCAAUUGUCUAUAAAAAUUAAUGUGCGAGUGAAGCUCUGUCUUCACAUGAGGGGCUAUCAAAUUUCCAAAUCACUGUUCAUGAAAGAAUACAAUCAAAGAAAUGAAUGACUCUGAAGACACCAAGGAGGGCGAGAGUAGGAGCAAAGACCAAAUAGAUGGCACAGGGAUGAGCGUGGGCAACAGGAAAGGAGUGAGGGUGACUGGGAGAUAUGCACCUCCUGUAGACUGGAGCAGCAGAGGAGGAGGUCCAUCCAUCGUCCACUCUCUCACCAGCACCCCCAUACCUCCAGACACCCCCACUGUGAUCUCCAUCGGUCCUCUGCCUCACAGGUCCACCGAACGAGUAGAUGAUCCCAGGCUGGAAGAGCCGUCUGUUGAGGAAGACUGGACCAAGGAGGGGUCAUCUCAAACCAGGGUGUCCUACGGUGAGAUGGGUGUCCCCAGGCAGACCAUGGAGGAGCUGAAGACCAUCCUGAGGCACAGCCCUCUGCUCAACAUCCGGGGAAGAGAUGACGGGAAGCCAGGGAGUCCGUAUACGUACCUCCAUGGGGGCAGCAGCAGGAGUGGUAGAGGUGGUGGUGGUAGGCCAGAUGGACAGCAGGACGAUGGAAACUCCCACAGGGUGUUCAGCACCUUCAAACCCCACUCUGAUGCUUCCAGAAGGGGGCCCAGGUCCAGAGAGAGCACAUCUAUUCAGCUGCCUUCCAGCAUGGAUUCAUCCAGCUCAUUCAGGUCUGAUGCCAACACAAAUAGGCAGUCUGGAGUCAGCGCACACUCAUAUGCCAGCGGUGGCUCCUGGGAAGAGACAAGCGCUUCUAAUACAGAUAACGGGAACGAGGCGGUCGAGUUCGCUGGUAAUCAGAGGUUCUUUGCAGCCAUGGAGCAAAUCAAACAGCAGAUCGCCCGAGAGAACAUCAACUUUGUGCGCUUCGAGGCCACCGAUCUUCACGGGGUGUCGAGGUCCAAGACCGUGCCUGUUCGCUUCUUCCAUGAGAAAGCCGUGUAUGGGGUUCCAAUGCCGAGAAGUUACUUGGAGUUAACGCUGAGUCCUAAGAGCAAUGAAGUGGACCACGCCAGCGCCGCCAACUUCAGCAGUGAUGUCCUUUUGAUCCCUGACCUUUCGACCUUCAGAGUCCUACCCUGGGCUGAGCAGACAGCCCGGGUUAUCUGCGACCCAUGCACAGUGACAGGAAACCCCCUUCGCACCUCACCACGCCUCAUCGCCAAGCAGCUCCUUGGUCAGCUCCAAAGCCUGGGAUUCUCCCUCCACUCCUCCUUCACAUACGAAUGCUGCGUUCUGGGAGCGCCAGAUCGAAUCGGCCCAAAGACGCUCCUGUUCCCAGCUACCACCCUGCUGAGCAACCACGACCUGCCUUUCUUCCAGCAGCUGGUGGACAGCAUGUACUGCAUGGGCGCAGACAUAGACAGCAUUGCCUCUGCCAGCGGGCCCGGCCAGAUGGAGAUCAACCUGAGGCCAGAGUUUGGGAUUGCGGCCGCAGAUAGCGCCUUCACCUUCCGCACUGGCAUCAAAGAAAUGGCUCGUAAACACAGCUACAUCGCCAGCUUCUUCACAGAUGAUGGUCUGUACAAUGCUGGGGUGCUUUCUCACAGCUUGUGGGAUGCCAAUGGGCGACGUAGCCUCUUCCACAGUGGGGAGAAGGUGGGCGAGCUUUCUGAGAUAGGCAGGAAAUGGCUGGCCGGGCUCCUCACCCAUUCUGCCGCCCUUAGCUGCCUGAUGUCGCCAGGCCUCGGCUGCCGGAGCCACAUUGCCAAGACGAUCAAAGACCCCAAACGGAUGCUCUACGCCACCUGCGGCAGCAACGAUAACAGCAGCUCCUUCAACAUCAAAUGUCAUGGUGGGAGGGAGACACACAUUGACAACAAGCUGGGCUCAGCCAUGGCCAACCCUUACAUCGUGCUGGCCGCCACAGUGGCCGCAGGAUUGGACGGCAUCAGACGAAACCUGAAUGUAGAGAGCGAUCUGAACAAAGCCCCUGGUCAGCAGAAGGAAUUUGCCAUUCCCGUGAAGCUCGAUGAUGCCCUGGAGGCUCUGGGGGACGAUCUUGUAAUUCGCAGCACCCUCGGAGAGCCAUUUGUUCAGUAUUUCAUCGCCAUGAAAAAGUUUGAGAUUGAGACCCAGGAACUGGACGAUGAAAGGAACAAGUGCCUGGAGUAUUUCAUCUAGAAACACAGUUCCCCAUGCCAUGCAAAUAAAAGCACGAGAAACAACGGCUUGGAUAUAAAAGCUCUUUAUUUUAUACUAUAUUAUGUUGAUACCUCAUUAUUAUUAUUAUACAGAUUGUAGAUAUUUUUCAGAGUCAUUUCAAAAUAAAGGCAUAUAUACCCCCCCAAAGUGCAAUGUGUUGUGCAAUUUGAUUUUUGUCUUUACAUAUUUUUUACUACUUUGAACAAUACAGUUCAUUGCUCAUUUAUUAGCACUACAUUCAACCAUUUGAUAAAAAAAGGAGGUCGCAUUGUUCUGCACUGAAUGAGUAUGCCAGGGAAGAAAGCUACAGUAUGUUGCCACCCUAAUGUUGAGAAGUUGCCUCUCCAUUUUGGUUUCAUCCAAGUCUUGUUUUCUGGUGUGUAAUGAACAAAACAACCUCUAGGGGUCUUAUUUUCCUGUAGUUUGAAAGAGUUAUGACCUCAGAAUCAAAUAGUUUGUCUACUGAACCUCUCAUCUCUUCACAAAAAAGACAUAAGUGAGAUUCUAUGUGUGAUUGAGUACCUUUGAGAUGCAUUUAAUAUUUAAGGUACAGUGAGCUGUAUGUUUAUAUUUACAGGCUAUGUUUCACAUGUAAAAAUGUAAAUUUGUUGGUGUUGCAAUUCAUUUCAACAGAAAAUGUCAUCCAUUUUCAGAAACAAAGCAUCUAAAAAACUAUUUCAGUUCAAGGUCCACUUACUGGGUACUCUGAAGCUUUGGAUCAUAUCUUAUGAUCUUCCUCAGGAGAUGGAGUUUUCCCAUUUGUGCCAGAAUUACAGAUGUUUUAACACCUAAAAGACAUAGAUUAGUAGGAAUUAAAGUGCUCAGAAAAAUAUCUAUAAUUACAUGACAACUGGGUGAACUCUAGUCUGCUGAAGAGGAUCACAAGUCAUGGAUGAAAGCCCCAAAACAACCACUAAAUGGACACAGAGGUGAGCUUUGUUUUCUAAACACAUUUUAGAAGUCAAGAAUAAACUUCCACUCACUCCAAAAAACAUUUAUACUUUAAUUUACCCCAGGUAAAUUGUGGUACCUGUCCAUGCAGAUAGUUGUAGCGUUGUUAUACUAUCACACGUAGCAUCUGUUCCUGUCAGUUCAGCUGCUAUACCUAUACAAUGGAUGUGAAUGGAAUUUUGCUAGUGCUGCUACAUGCAUUCAAAAUGUAUAUUUAAGUACUCAACAGCAGAAUAUCUUUCCAGAAGUAACUUCCUAGUUACUCUGGAUAAUCAACAGACCCAGAAAACACUCUGUGAUCAGUUUUCAAAAGAAUUAUUUCCUCAAUGGAAAGUAGUUCUGAAUGAAACAUUUAGUCAGUGUGGUUGUAUUGGAUGUUGUGUUUAAUUAAAUAUCUGGAUUUUGGUGUUUCACAGCCAUAUGCUUCAAUGAGGAUGGCUGGAGCAAUAAGACUAUGGAGAUAUGACUCCAUAUUUGAAAAUUAGAUAUCACUGUUUUUGAUUACUUUAUCUGUGGCUCUUCCUACUGAAGACAUACAUACUUUAAUAUAGUUCACAAAUAUAUAUACAAUUUCAACUUUAAAAAAGGGUAAAUAAUUUCCUAGAACAGCUGGGUGCUGUAGUUUUUAACAAAUAUUA
Molecule: messenger RNA, 3839 nt
Organism: Lates calcarifer (barramundi perch)
Lineage: Eukaryota; Metazoa; Chordata; Actinopteri; Centropomidae
Gene: lgsn
Product: lengsin, lens protein with glutamine synthetase domain
Exons: 4
Coding region: 145-2229 (694 amino acids)
Biological process (GO): lens morphogenesis in camera-type eye
Cellular component (GO): cytoplasm; membrane
Molecular function (GO): glutamine synthetase activity
Source: RefSeq, a predicted model, not a curated record